Molecule: messenger RNA, 4665 nt
Organism: Schistosoma margrebowiei
Lineage: Eukaryota; Metazoa; Platyhelminthes; Trematoda; Strigeidida; Schistosomatidae
Source: the annotation of a GenBank genome assembly
AUGUUAUUCCAUCUUAUUCUAAUUCAUUGUAUUAUUUAUAUGGUCAAUGCUCAAGGUUGUACAAUGGACGAUGGGAGAGUUUUAUCCCCCGGUGAAGAAGUUCGAUUAGCAAAUUUUCCAUGUGCAAUAUGCCGUUGUGAUCCAAAUACACGUGAAGUUGUUUGUGAAACAGAAACUUGUCCAACUUUACAAUGUGGAGAAGAUGAAGGACAACUUCUAGAACCUGGUCAAUGUUGCCCAGAAUGUGUUGCGAAGAGUCGUGUGGAACCAGUACUACCCCAAGCUACACCUCGUACAUACACUGACGAACCAAGGUCAACAAGAACACCUAGACCAACUGCCGAACCAGCACAAACUCUACCACCUCCACCACCACCAUUACCUGAUGGGUCUCCAGGACUUAGAGGACCUGUUGGACCGCCUGGACCUCCUGGACCACCGGGAGAUCCUGGUUUCGAUGGUGAAAAUGGAUUACCUGGUAUGCCUGGUCUCCCAGGUCCACCUCCUCAAGAUGUUGAUGAGUACAUGCAACGUUCAAGAGCAAUGGUAAAAGGUCCAGUUGGUGAAAAUGUAACCAUGUAUCAAGAUAUCCGGGUAACAAUGGGACCACCUGGUGAGCCAGGUGCACCCGGAUUCCCAGGAGUCAUAGGCACACCUGGACCGAUCGGACAACCUGGGCUGAUGGGAGAUCCCGGUCCAUCGGGAAAUCCUGGAUCGAGAGGACAUGCUGGGCCUGUUGGAAAUGAUGGAAAAGCUGGACCGAUAGGAAGACCUGGGUUAAAAGGUGCUCGAGGACCACGUGGCAUUCCUGGAGUCAUGGGAGAAGCUGGGCUUCCUGGAGCAAUGGGUCUACGAGGUGAACGAGGAGAACGUGGAGAAGAAGGUAUCAAAGGAAUGGCUGGUGAUUAUGGGCCAAAAGGACUACCAGGACCUGUAGGACCAAAAGGUUCGAUCGGUCUUCAGGGUCAACGAGGUGAACCGGGCCCUAGAGGAUUCAUGGGACUGCCAGGACCUAUAGGAGUUGAUGGGACAGAUGGUGUUCCGGGAGCACCAGGUGAUCCUGGAGCACCUGGCCCCCAAGGAAGUCCUGGAUUGCAAGGCCCAGAGGGACCUAAAGGUCAACCUGGUCUUCCUGGCCCUAAAGGAGAGGUCGGUUUCCCUGGAUUACGUGGAGAUAGAGGAGCGCCAGGACCACCUGGAAAUCCUGGAAAACAGGGUGCACAUGGACCUCCAGGAGCAAUCGGUAAUAAAGGAGAGCCGGGAGAUCGAGGACACCCCGGAAAACCUGGAAUGAUGGGAAUCAGAGGAUUUUCUGGUGGAGAAGGAGAAAUAGGUCUUGUGGGUGCGAAAGGACCAGAAGGCUCGGUGGGGUUGCAAGGUGCGCAAGGUUUGCCAGGACCAGAAGGUAUCAAAGGUCGUCGCGGUGAGCGUGGCCCACCGGGACCAGUAGGUGAACAAGGUAGUAGAGGUAUACGUGGCUCCGCUGGGCUAUCAGGAGCCCCUGGACACGAAGGCAGUCGUGGUCUUCCAGGACUUCGUGGUCCUCCGGGUCCUGAGGGCCCACCGGGUGCUAUUGGUCCAGGUGGAGCACCUGGUAUAACUGGUCCCGUCGGUGAGAAGGGAGCUCAAGGAGACAUUGGCCCAAGUGGUCUCAAAGGUCCUACCGGUCCUAGAGGUUCAGUUGGAAAUCGUGGACAACCAGGACCAACUGGUGAACCUGGUCCUAAGGGUCCACUUGGAUCUAUUGGUCGACCUGGCAUGCCUGGUGCAGCAGGAAUUCCUGGUCCGCACGGCCCUCAAGGAGGACAAGGGUUACGUGGUCUACCUGGUUCAGUCGGGAAGACCGGUGACCCUGGAGCAGUUGGAUCAAGAGGUCCUAGGGGUGACAGAGGUCCACGAGGGGAACCCGGGCCUCCGGGUCCAUUUGGACCGUCAGGUGAGAAAGGACAACGUGGACAAUCUGGCAAACGUGGUCCCAUGGGAGCAGAAGGUAGAGUUGGCCCCGAAGGUCCACCAGGGACACCUGGGAAACCAGGUGAUCCUGGGCCUGCUGGAGAACCUGGGCAUAUUGGUCCACCAGGACCUCCAGGAGAACGUGGAGCCCCAGGACAAAUGGGCCCACCGGGCCCGCCUGGAAGGGCUGGAGACAAAGGAGCUUCGGGUCCAGUUGGACGUGACGGGCUCAAGGGCGACAGGGGUGAAAAAGGUGACAUGGGAGACAGUGGGACGGUUGGUGUUCCCGGCCUUGUUGGUAAUACUGGAAUUCGUGGUGAGAGAGGUGAAAAGGGCGACAGAGGACCCACUGGGCCACGAGGAGAACCAGGCCCAGUAGGAGCUCCAGGACAGAGAGGGACCGACGGCCCUAUGGGACACCCUGGACCGCAAGGAAGAACUGGAAACAAAGGGAUAUUAGGAAUUCGUGGUUAUCAGGGCGACAAAGGAACACCUGGGGAUCAGGGACCACAAGGUAUUCCGGGUGAUCCAGGUAUACCAGGGCCACCCGGCCCACCUGGGUCUGUCGGAAUGAAAGGAGUUAAAGGGGAAAUGGGUCCACGUGGACCUCGUGGUGAAGCUGGUAACAUGGGAAUAAAAGGGGUUCAAGGACCACCUGGGCCUAAAGGUCACCCUGGAUUACCAGGUCAGCAGGGUGAUAGAGGCCAACCAGGUGUACAAGGAGAUCAGGGGUCGGAAGGUUUAAUUGGAGAACCUGGACCCCAAGGACCACCAGGAGAAAAUGGUCGACCAGGCCCUCCAGGACCUGCUGGACAAACUGGGCCUAAAGGUGAAGCUGGGGACCCAGGACUCGAAGGACCCGCGGGUUCAGACGGAAUGACUGGACUUCCGGGUCCUGCAGGUGAUAAAGGGGAACGAGGAGACCCUGGAUUACCGGGCACAGUAGGUCCAAUUGGACCAGAUGGUGAUCAAGGACCAAGUGGUGCACCGGGAAAAAUUGGACCAACGGGACCACCUGGUAAUGUGGGGAAACCUGGCGAAAUGGGUCCUCCAGGAAAUGCUGGUUUACCUGGAAGAACAGGUUUACCUGGUCCUCCUGGAAAAGACGGUCAGAUGGGAAAACAAGGUCCUCGUGGUGAAGAGGGACCUCGAGGACCAGAUGGGAAUGCAGGAAUGCAGGGCCCACCCGGGGCUUCAGGUGUUAAGGGUCCUCCAGGAAGCAGAGGACCAACUGGUCCAACUGGAAUCAGAGGACCUCCUGGACUAAUUGGACAGCCUGGGCCACCAGGUAAACAAGGAAGUCAAGGAAGACCUGGAAAACCAGGUCCAGAUGGAUUUGAAGGGAAACGAGGUCCUCCGGGUGAAAUAGGAGCACCUGGAGUUCCUGGAAGCAAAGGACCAGUAGGAGACGAAGGGGAACCUGGCUCAAGAGGUGCAUCCGGAAACAUGGGCCUUACUGGACCACCUGGUGAUGGUGGGCCUCCUGGAUUGCCAGGAAGUCCAGGUUCACGAGGACCACAAGGACCAAUGGGUGAAGUUGGCCUAAAAGGUGAAACGGGUCUUCCAGGAGUUCCAGGACCAAUUGGGCAACCAGGACCAAUGGGACCACCAGGUAUUCAAGGUCCACCGGGUGAACCAGGACCUCCAGGAAACGAUGGUCCACCGGGAGCCAUUGGUUUGCCUGGACCACCGGGAGAGUUUAAAACUGACUAUACAUCAUUGUUUAGUCGUAGAAGAGAUUCAGAUGUUGGAAUGAUGCAAGCUGAUGAACCCCGUAAUAGAGGAAGGAGAAUACGCCGUUCAUACGAAUGGAGUGAUGAAGAUUAUGACCCAAGCAAAGAAACUGAUCCUAAUGAUGAGGAGGAAGAUAUUUUUGAAGCAUUACGUCAAGUUGGAAGACUUGUGAAUAGUUUGAAUAGUGGAAGUGGAACACAAUUCAAUCCUGCACGAACAUGUCAUGAUUUAAAAAGAGAUCAUCCAGAGAAAAAAGACGGUAUUUAUUAUGUUGAUCCAAAUGGUGGUCAUUGGAGAGAUGGAAUUAGUGUUUAUUGUCGUUUAAGCGGUUUAGAAACUUGUGUUAGUCCUAUUACAGAACAAAUGUCAUCAAUUUAUUUAUCACAAACUAAACAAAAACGUUUAUGGUAUUCGGAAUUUUUAAUGAAAACAGAAAAUGCUCAAAUCGAGUAUAAUAUACCAAAGGAUCAAUUAGUUUUUCUUCAAAUGUCAAGUGAAGUGGCCAUACAACGAUUAAAAGUGAAUUGUCGAAAUAUACAAAAUAUAUUAGAAAUUAUAUCUUUGUUAAGUGAUAAUAAUGUGUUGAUUGAAUUCAAUGAAACUAUACAAUCAUUUUCUAUUGAAAUAGAAGAAAAUACAUGUGGGCAAAAACAAAGUGGAAGUCUUCUUCUUACUGUACGUACAAAACAACCAUCUUUAUUACCAAUCCGAGAUAUUCGAAUAACAACUAAUGGAUUAUAUGAUUCUGAAUUAUCUUUAGAAGUUGGUACAAUUUGUUAUGGUGGUAUGGAUCCUGAACAAUUCAAUAUAACAGAUAUUGAUAAUAAUAAUAGUAAUAAUAGUAAUAAAGAAGAUUCAAAUUACAAUAUUUAUGAUAAUAUUGAGCAUAAAUCAAAUUUUCAAGUGAAAAAGUCCAAUUUCAAUGAAAUGACUAAUAAUAAUAAUAAUAAUAUUAGACUUGUAUCUGAAUCAUUUUAA